AUACAGUCGCCUUUGAAAACUCGUUCCCACCCGAGAUUGCACAAAUUCAAAAUUCUGAUUUAUACCAAACUAGUACACUGGACUCCCCAAAUUGAAAAGGAACUCCCUUUCUUUUGUUACCAAGUUUUUGUUCUUUUUUUUAUACAAACAUACAUAGAAUACGCGUCCGCCGCCAUCAGAACCAUCAGAAGCAACAGAAAGAUAGCCGAUAGACAUGUCCAAGCCGAACUCUGGUAGGCCACUGGUCCGGAAGGUCAAGUUCCUGCUCGACAAGGACAAGGAGGCGGCGGACGAGCUGAAGCAGAAGACCCGGGCGGAGAAGGCCCGGGCAGAGAAGCUUCGGAAUGAAGAGAUGCUCUGCGCCGGCGGCGAUGCCGAUCCGCGAAACAUAAGGAACAGACGGAGGCCACGGAGGCGCCACCACCACGACGAUCCGACGGCCGAGCAGCAAGUAGUUCAGCAGUACGAACAGCAGCACGCCCAGCUUCUGGAUCAGGAUCCGGAUCACCAAAUGCUGUACAACAUCUUCCAGAAGCUGGAGAUGGCCGAGCAAAUAGCGCUCCACCGCCUGGCACGGCUCCUGCCGGAUGUCUGCUCGGCCCACUGGCGGAGCACCUGCCGGAAGCUGGACUUUCGCGUCCUCACCGAGGAGCUGCCGGAGCCGAACCAGAGGAACUACCUGCUGGGCCAAAUGGCCGAGCACUAUCGCUACGUCUACUUCGUGGCCCAUCGCCUGCAGGAGAACCUCAACGCCCUGGAGAGUGCGGGCGUCAAGUCCCUGAACUCUGUUCAGAGGGUGGAGCUGUUGCUCCUCGAGGGGGAGGAGACGCUGCCGCUGGAACGGAUACAGGAGACACCGCUGACGGCCGAUACCGAGGCUGGCGGAGAUGCCAAGCCCAAAGGUAUGGCCCAGUGGCCGCUCCACGCCCUGCCCAAGCUGAUGCGGAAUGUGAAACGGAUGAAGGCCCAGUGCGACGUUCAGGUGCACUUCAUCGAACACUUCGCCCAGCUGGAGCUGCUCAUCCUGUACGGCUCCAUAUCCCAGACGGCACUGACCGGCAUCUUCGAGCGCUGCCAGAAGCUGGAGCGGCUCUUCCUCAAGUUCAAUGACCGCAACUACAACCAGAACCUCAGCCUGAAGUCCAUCCGGAAGAGCACGAAGCUGAGGGAUCUCUCUGUGCCCGUGGCGCUCUUCAACCGCCAGAAGGAGAUGCUCAUGGAGCUGCGGCAGCUCCAUCUCCUCGAGCUGACGCACUGCGAGAAGGACGUGCCCCUCACCAUCGAGUGCAUGAGGUUCGUGCUCAACCAGAAGGCGGACACCAUCGAGCAGGUCCAGCUGGACUGCAAGUGCUUCGCCAAGAAGCACAUCAACUGGAUGCAGGACGUCGGCCUGGAGCGGUGCAGUCGUCUGCGCGGCCUCGUCCUGGUCAACUGCAUCUUCGGCAACCGGGAGAUCUGCCAACUGACCCUGCCCUGUGUCCAGAAGUACAUCGCCCUCAUCGGCUGCAAGGACAUCAAGGAGUACCAAGUGCUGGACAUGGUCCGGCGGUGUUCAGGUCUCAGUGAGCUCUACCUGAUCGACUGCCCCCAGCUGACAUGGAAGAUGCUCCAGGGACUCUAUCGUAUCCGCAGGGGCGAGAACAUCUCCUAUCCCCUGACAGUUGUGCUGGGACAGUGUCCUACCCUUCGAACGGACUACCAGUCCAUGUACUCGAACUACUGGUGCUUCAAGCUGGCCUACCUCAAGAUAGAACGGAUCCAGGGCGAGAGCCGGCCCAUCGAGGACAUCCAGAUAUUUUUCUACCAGAACACGCCGCAGGACAAGAAUCUGAAGCCGGCGCUGAAGAAGGGCUCUACGCAGAACUAGACUUUAGAUCUUAGACCUUAGACCUUAGGAGGAGUAUCCUUUUGUUGGAUAGACAGAAUGUUGAUAGGAUAGCUUGAAUACUAUAGCUAGCAACUAAAUAUAUAUUGUUUAAAUUUCGUAGACUCGUAAA
Drosophila ananassae is the source of this 1997-nucleotide messenger RNA. RefSeq lists its product as uncharacterized. NCBI's taxonomy places the organism in Eukaryota, Metazoa, Arthropoda, Insecta, Diptera, Drosophilidae. The transcript has 2 exons. The coding region runs from base 215 to 1867 and encodes 550 amino acids. The record is from RefSeq and is a predicted model, not a curated record.